AUGUCUGAGCCUACGUCAGAUCCAGGGUAUACUGGAACGGGAACUGGAGGAGACGUUUUCCAGGUCGACUUGAGCAAGCAGUUCAACCAGGGCGACAUGGUGUGGAUCGGCAUCUCCGCCGUGAUCGUGUCGCUCAUGAUCCCCGGGGUCGGUUUGUUGUACUCGGGUAUCUCAAGAAAAAAACACGCCCUUUCCUUGUUGUGGGCCUCGAUGAUGGCCGGUUGCGUUACCGCUUUCCAGUGGUAUUUCUGGGGCUAUUCCUUGAUUUUCGCUCAUAACGGCUCGCGCUUCUUGGGCACCUUGCAGAACUUUUGCUUGAAAGAUGUCCUUGGUGCCCCCUCGGUGGUGUCAUCCUUGCCCGAUAUCCUCUUUUGCUUCUACCAAGGUAUGUUUGCCGCAGUCACGGGUAUUUUGGUGGUUGGUGCCGGGUGCGAAAGAGCUAGAUUGGGUCCCAUGAUGGUGUUUUUGUUCAUUUGGUUGACAGUGGUUUAUGCGCCAAUUGCCUACUGGACCUGGGGUGGCGACGGAUGGUUGAUCCACUUGGGCGCCUUGGAUUUCGCCGGUGGUGGUCCCGUUCACGAAAACUCGGGCUUUUCAGCUUUGGCCUACUCGCUUUGGUUGGGUAAGAGACACGAUCCAUUGACCGCGGGCAAGGUCCCCAAAUAUAAGCCCCACUCGGUCUCCUCGAUCGUCUUGGGUACCGCGUUCCUUUGGUUUGGCUGGUUUGGUUUCAACGGUGGCUCCACUGGUAACGCCGACAUUAGAUCCUGGUACGCCUGUGUCAACACCAACAUUGCUGCCGCCUUCGGUGGAUUAACCUGGAUGCUUGUCGACUACUGGAGAACCGGCGGUAAAUGGUCCACCGUUGGAUUGUGUACCGGUAUCAUCGCCGGUUUGAUUGGUAUCACCCCUGCCGCCGGUUACGUGCCCGUUUACUUUGCCAUGAUUUUCGGAAUCAUCCCCGGUAUCGUGUGCAACUUUGCCGUCGACUUGAAGAUGUACUUGGGAAUCGACGACGGUAUGGAUGUCUGGGCCUUGCACGGUAUUGGUGGUUUGGUAGGUAACUUGUUAACCGGUUUGUUUGCUGCUGACUACGUCGCCAUGAUUGACGGUACCGAAAUCGAGGGCGGCUGGAUCAACCAACACUACAUCCAAUUAGCUUACCAACUCGCAGGCUCAGUUGCCGUUGCUGCGUGGUCCUUCGGCGUCACCUCGAUCAUCUUGUUGGCCAUGGACAGAAUCCCCUUCUUGAGACUCAGAUUACACGAAGACGAGGAAAUGUUGGGAACCGACUUGGCCCAGAUUGGUGAGUUUGCCUACUACCAAGACGACGAAGAAGUUUCCCCCUAUGUGUUGGAGCCUAUCAGAUCUUCUGAAGCGAUGAAGGAAAAAUUAAAGGCUUCUACAACAAACACCGCUGAAGAGCAGCCUAUUCCAGAAGAAAUCGAAGGUAUUGAAAACGAAAAUAGCAAUACCGACGAAUCAACUUCAAAGAAAUAG
This is a messenger RNA of Lodderomyces beijingensis, 1500 nucleotides long. The record is from the annotation of a GenBank genome assembly. Lineage: Eukaryota; Fungi; Ascomycota; Pichiomycetes; Serinales; Debaryomycetaceae.